Syzygium oleosum is the source of this 1563-nucleotide messenger RNA. RefSeq lists its product as uncharacterized. The transcript is spliced from 5 exons. Bases 200 to 1327 code for a protein of 375 amino acids. The record is from RefSeq and is a predicted model, not a curated record. Lineage: Eukaryota; Viridiplantae; Streptophyta; Magnoliopsida; Myrtales; Myrtaceae. Gene Ontology annotation, molecular function: ubiquitin protein ligase activity.
AAAGGAAAGGAAAGGAAAAUUCAAAACCAAGAUCAAGAAUUCAAAGACUCCCCUCUCUCUCUCCAUCUCCACUAAAAGAAUCCAUCUCUCUGCAACCCUCAUUCUUCUCUUCUAAGCUUAAUCACCCCAAAUAUUCCAUCCAUCUCUCUCUCUCUCUCUCUCUCUCUCUCUCUCUCUCGCACACACACACACACAAACCAUGCCUGUCUUGGGAGAGAGCUCUGAGCACACCAAACCCAGAAGACCAAGAACCCAACUCAGCAAUCCCAUUCAAGAAACCACAGAUCGGAGCCCAUCACUCUUCGUCCCUCCAAACCGCCCCAAACCCACCAUAUCUUCAUUCCUCCACUCGGUAUCCCCCAAUGAGAACAUGCCCCCGACCAUGAACCCCGCCAAGAAGAAGCAUUUCGCAUCGUCAAGAUUCAGGGGACUCGGGUGCACGGCCUCUGCAUCGCAGCAGGUCUCCGUGCCCGCAGUGAUUAGGGCAUCCGCAGAUUGGGAGAAGAGGAAGGUGAAGAAGAAGAAACAGAAGAGGGGCGGCGGCGGUAGCGGCGGCGGUGGCGGCGGAAGCAGCGGCGGCGGCAAUCAAACAGUUGUGGUUGACGGCGGUGGGUCAGGCUUUGGGGGUUGCAAUUCUGGGUCCUCUUGUGUGGUGGCUGAGGAUGCUUGGUGUGGUCCUGGAAUUGGCUUCUCAGCUGCUGAUGCGGAUUGUGUCGUGGUCGGUAGGAGGAACUUGUCUGCAAGGGGGACGAUUGACGGCGAUAAGUUUGGUCCAAGAGAGCGACACUGUGUCUCAAGGCGGACUGUGAAUCCGGAAGAGUUCGUUCUGGAGUCCGACCCCGCCUUCGGAACCACUCACCCAGGGCCGGAAACAUACGUGCCUGGACCUCGCCGCUACCGCCAUAUUCGACAUCCUUCACCUGAAGGCCUUGCUGAGAUUAUGAUGAUUCACACAAGUCUUCUAAUGGGAGGAAGGUUAGACGUGCUUGAUCGUUACCGAGGCUGGAGACUCGACAUCGAUAAUAUGACUUAUGAGCAAUUGCUUGAGCUUGGCGAUAGGAUUGGCUAUGUGAGUACUGGCCUCAAAGGAGAUCAGAUAACUCACUGCAUCAGAAAGAUUAAGCUCACAAAUCUGAAUGAUUUGGCACGUCAUUUUGCUGCAAAAGCAGAUAGGAAGUGCAGCAUCUGCCAAGAAGAGUUUGAAGAAGGUGAUGAGCUCGGGAAGUUGAAUUGUGGGCAUGGGUAUCAUAUGGAAUGCAUAAAGCAGUGGCUUGGGCAAAAAAACACAUGCCCGGUUUGCAAGUCUGAAGCGGUGGCUCGGUCCUAGAAUCCUCUUGCAUCUUAAGCCUUGGCAACUGCUUCCUCAGCCCCCAAGUGUAUAGGUUUUGUUUCCUAUAUUAGGAGAAUCCAUUCUUUUCGAUCGAGAUGCAGUUCACUUCACCCAUGCUCAUUGUUUGAAGUUUGAUUUUUUGUUGUCUUUUGGCAAUUUUUUUUUUGUUUUCAAUUCUAAAAAUAUGAUUCAGAAUUGGCUGAGUUGUUUCAAUCUGAUGAUAAUUUAAUCCA